CUAAAUUACACAAUAUUUUCAAUUUUGCAGUUUGUUAAGCCCUUGGUGGUUUUGUUGCGAGUUGCGGAUGGAGAUAAGCCCGCAAUGGGCUAUAUAUAUGAGGGCAUGGAUAGGGCGAAGGAGGCCAUCAGAUUCGUCUAUGGAGCAGAUGAGAGCAAGUAUGGUCCCAUUUGGGAGAUCAUUGAUAGGAGAUGGCAUCAUCAGCUACAUAGGCCCAUCCAUGCGGCAGCCUAUUAUCUGAAUCUGGCAUUCCGUUUUAUCCCUUCUUUCAAGGCUGAUGCGGAGGUCCUUAAUGGGCUAUAUGCAAUCAUGGAGAAGAUGGGACCUGCUGGUACUUCUCAGAUAGACCUUUUUCGAGAGCUACAGAUGUUCUCAGAUGCACAAGGGGAGACCUUCUCUCGUCCUGUCGCCAAAGACAGUAGGACAACUAUGAUGCCAGAUCAUUGGUGGAACUUUUUUGGCCCAGAGACACCAAAUGUUCAGAAGUUGGCCAUUCGUAUCUUGAGCCAACCAUGCAGCGCAUCAGGUUGUGAGCGCAAUUGGAGUAUGUUUGAGCACAUACACUCCAAGAGGCGCAAUAGAUUAUCUGUGGAGAAGAUGAAUGAUCUCGUCUUUGUUCACUACAACCUCCGCCUGAGAAUGAGAAAGAAUGCAACAGUUGACAUGUCUCCUAUCAUUCUAGAUGAGGUUGAUCUUGAAGCAGAGUGGGCCAAUGAGAAUCAGACAGCUCUUGGGACUCCUACAACUGUAUUUAGUGAUGAUGACAUUGAUUGGAUCGACCAGGUAGAUAUAGAGGCUGAGUCUGUAGCCAUGGCAGAGGAGGAGCAGAGAGUACGAGCAGAGACAAGAAAUACUGAGACUCAGAGUGACACAGCUGUUCCUAAUGUUGGUGAGCAUGACACAGCCGUUCCUGAUGUUGGUGAGCAUGGCAUGGUGUCACGGGGAGCAACUAUGGCUGCUGAAUCAUCCAGGACCUACUUUAAAUGCCUUCGCAGGGGACCAGGGCGAGAGGGUGCACGGCCCUCUCAGCCAUAGGCUUGUACACUUGUAGUUGUAUUUAGUAUUUACUAUUUACCUUUGGUAUUUGUAUGAAACAUUUGAUGAUGAUCAUAUGAUGACAUGGAUUUUUUAUUCCAUGAGUUUUGUAAUAUUGUAUACAUUUGACAAUAUUUAUAUAUCUAUGUUUCUUAUUUUCUUCAGCUACAAUUUGCGUUUAUGCUUAUG
Messenger RNA from Cryptomeria japonica (Japanese cedar), 1224 nucleotides. RefSeq lists its product as uncharacterized. Gene Ontology annotation, molecular function: protein dimerization activity. The transcript has 2 exons. NCBI's taxonomy places the organism in Eukaryota, Viridiplantae, Streptophyta, Pinopsida, Cupressales, Cupressaceae. Bases 85 to 1035 code for a protein of 316 amino acids. The record is from RefSeq and is a predicted model, not a curated record.